AGGGCGCAAUUGUGGGCAAUUGAAGUGUUUCAAGUGUCAGAGAAAAAGUUUUUUUGCUCCGCAUUUUCCGAGUGAUUUUUCCCCGGAAAAAGCGUACGUGCGUGCGUGAAAAGUAGCGAAAAACUUAGUUUUAGGGCUUGUGAAUCGAAUGCACAAUGUGAAAUCGGUGAAAAGUGUGCAAUUUGUGUGGAAAUUUGUGGAAAAUCAAACUUGUGUUUUCAACCUGAUUGGCUGCACUCUUCUAACCGCAUUGGAAUACUCAAUCUUUGGCAUUUAAUCCUCCUGAAGAGGUGGUGAGAGUUGGGUUGUGGUGAGACUGAGAGAUGACUGUGAAGGAGGAGGUACAAUAGAAGAAAAAGUCAAGAGGAGAAAAGUUGAGAUUAUGGCCUGAAGAAGCGUAUAGUGUGGAGGAAUUAUUCGAGAGAGAGAAAAAAGAAAAAAACAAGAGCGGGCAAUAAUAUACCACAACGAAGAAGACAUGUCGAGCACAAAUGGUGAGAGCAACGUAAAGAUGCAGUCGCAUGAGAUUUAUGAGAAUCUGCCAUGUCAGUCAAUUGUGUCGGAUUCAGUGACAAAGAUAAAAAACAACGAGUCCAUCAUAAUUAGCAAUAGCAAUCAAAAUGUGGCAUCAAAGCCCAAUUUGGCCAAAGAAUUGCUCUAUGCAACACCACUGAGAAAGUCCGAUCGUUUCAAGAGUCGCGAUCGUGGAAGUCAUAGACCUGUGAGACCGAGUCACUUGGAGGGAUUCACGGAGGUGCCGCAGGGUGCGGAGAAGGUGAAUAAUGCGGAAAACAAUCGAUGUGAAUCGCUGCCAUCGGCCGAAGGGAGUAAUUUAAGUUCAAUACCCAAUCAAGAUCCCAUACUUGAGCAGAGGCGCAUUAGAAAUUUCCUCAAAGAUCCCGCUGUGUCCCACAAGAAACUCGAGCCAGUGUCCAAAGAUAAUCCCAAUGCGAAUUUCUCCCAUCUUGCCCGGGAAGAGCAUUUUGCAAAUCUCGUCCAACAGAAUGUACUUACGGAGGCGAGAGCAGAAGCUCACGGGCAAUUGGCAGGAGAAGCCGCACAGAGUCCGGUGAAGAGUAGUGAAACGGGGAAUUUGGACUAUCUCACAAGCAUCAACAAUAAACCAUUACCUGAGAAGGAGAGCACAUCGAAGGUGAAUGAAUCCGAUGGGAGAGCAGGAGGUGAUCGGGUAUAUAUUAAUCGCGAGUGGGUUCUGAAGAAGAUUGCCAUGUGCUUGGAACAGCGAAUCUUCAAGAAACCCAUUCCAACGCCAGGUGGAAGCAGUGGGAGUGAAGUAGCACCAUCACUACCCAUUGAAACGGCAUCCGGAAGCUCUGCAUUCCCACCAAAAGCUUCAUCGAGUCACCAUCAAGCGUCAAAUUUACCCCAAGUUGGAUGCCUCGUGAUGGGUUCCAAUGGAUCGGGUAAAACAUCAGUCUGUCGCAGUAUUCUCGAAGGUGUGUCCGGCACACGAGGCAUCCUCAAUCGCAAACUACUCUGCUGCUACUUCAUCAAUUCCCAGAAUCCCGAAUGCAAUAGCCUCAGUAUGUUUGUGAGGAGUCUUGUACUUCAGAUUCUCAGUCAUUCCAGCUAUCUAUCGUCGAAAGAUGAGGCAGCGGCCGAAUUGGGAGCUGAAGAAGUGGAUUUGAUAACAUUCGAAGGGAAAAAGAUGGAUAAGGCGAAAAUUGAUGAAUUGGAGGAGAUGCUGAUCUCGGAACUGAAGCUGUCGGAACGUGUGGCGGAAUUUUGCGCCAAAAAAUCACCCACAGGGAAGAAGUCCGUCGUGAGACAGCAAUCAGAGCCCACAGAGAAUCGUGAUGCGGAGGACAGAUGCUGUGGAUAUGACACCCACCCACCAAUUCAAAAGGCUGAAAAGGCACGAAAGCCCCUUGUGGAGGAGAUUGCAGAGGAGGAGGCUAAAGUCAAGAGUCCCGGGAAGAAGAUAUCGAAAAUUCCCAUUUUGAUCUCAAACCGUGGUAGCCCCAAGGUUAGUGUGUGUCAGGAUGAUAAUGAUUCAGCUGGGGCAAGUGGUGGGGCUGAACAGGUGACACAGCAGAACUCUGUGACUGAAGAGCAGGAGGGAACAAGUGAGGCUGACACUUUUUCAGCUCCUGAAGCUGAUGGGCGUCCACCCAUACAGCCGGUGGAGAAGACUGAGAAGGUUGAGAGUGAACAAGCAGAAGCUGAAGCCGCAGAAACGGCUGAAACUGCAAAAUCCCCAGCACCAGAGACUCCUAGUAAAUCAGAAAAUAUCCCACCUCCACUUCCAAAGUCCAAAAGUUGCAGAACUGUCGUUGCUGAUGGAUACUAUGAGAUGCUUCUGAGCAAUCCGGAGAUUUUUGAGAGUCUCAAUGUGGAUAAUAUUGAAAAGAACCCGGAUGAGUGCUUCAAGAAGGCUAUUCUCUUCCCACUGCUUGAGCUAACACCCCCAAAGACAGCCCUUCUCUUCCUUGUGGAUUCAAUUGAUGAGAAUUACAUCAACGAGGGUAGUCUCAUGUCCACCCUCAAGGGGAAUCGAAGUGUAAAUAAGAGUCGCAAUAUUGCUGAAUUGCUAUCAAAUCAUGUCAAUCUCUUCCCAAAGUGGAUGUUUCUCGUGUGCACAGCUAAGAAGCAGAGUAAGCACAUCACAAAGAUGUUCACAGGUUUCAAGAAGAUCACCCUCGAUGAUCUCCGGAAGAGUCAUGUGGUGAAGGAUGUGCAGGAGUAUAUAAUUGUGCGACUCAAUGCAGACUUUAAGGGACUGAUAAAUCUCACAAAAGACAUUAUUGAUAGUCUCAAUCAGCUCUAUCUCAAAUCAAAUGGAUGCAUUUUGUAUUUGCAAAAAGUUCUCAAUGGGAUCAAGGAGAAUUUCUUCUCAUUUCGCGAAAUAAAACUCAUUCCUUGCACACUCAAUGGGCUCUACUUGUACAUUUGUCAGAAAUCCUUCAAUAAGAAGCAGUACAUGAAGAUUCGUCCAAUACUCAAUAUCCUUCUUGCAUGCAGCACCUUUGUGGAUCAAAUGUUCAUCUUCAAUUGCCUCCGAACGCACAACUACAGCAUUGACAUGGAGGAAUUUCAGAAGAGGGUGCAAUUAAUGCGAAAUAUUGUCGUCCAUGAGGGUGAUAAGCUCAAAAUAUUCCACAAUUCCUUCUGCGAUUGGUUGGUGGAUGUUAAAUUCUCCACGAAAAAAUUCCUGUGUGACGUUAACGAGGGUCACGUAAUGAUCUCAAUGUACUUCACCCUUGUCAGUGAUACCCUCUGCCCCAAUAAAGUCCGUCGCUUCAUCUACCACCUCAUUAAAUCCGGAGAGUAUCUCACGAGUAAAAAUAUAAAUCUCGAUCUCAUUCUAAUUCUUCUGGAUUCACGAACAAAUCUCAGUGAUUGCUUCUACACAAACCUCCUCAAUUGCUGCAAGACGUGCGAAAAUGAAUGCAUGAAUGACAUUAAUUUCCUGCCAAAGACACAGGAGAUGCUUGAGAAAUUCCUCAAUUCGCAACUCAAUCAGGAUUUAUCCAACUUCCUCUGUGACUUCUUCAAACCCAACCUACCAACGGAUGCGAAAACCCUCAAAAUGCUCAUCGAAGCGGGAAUUAACAAUGCCGAAUCGCAGCUGUCGUAUGAGUCAUCAAUUAAUUCACCUGUACUGUCGGACAAAUCGCAGAAUAUUGACUCAGAAUUGGCAGAGUUGCUCAUCUCAAGCGAGAGAAGCUGUCACCAUGAGGUGCAGAGAUCAACGAGUCAUGCUGGUGGGGCUGAUCAGUCACUCACGCUUGACGACGCGAGUACAAUGCAGCAAAUGUCGGACUCCCAUUGCCUGGAAUUGCACAAGGGUAAGGCUCUGAUUCAUCUAUUGGCCAACGAAGGGAAUCACCUGCUGCUAGAUCGAGCCCUCAAGGCGUGCAAAGACCCCAUUGAUCUUGAGAUUGAGGAUGUAAAUGGACAGACAGCACUCAAUAUUGCCAGCCGGAAUGGUCACAUUGAAGUUGUGCGGCUUCUGUUGAAUUUCACCCAACCACUGGCCGAUGGGACGGGACGUGUACGCGGUGUGGAUGUGAAUCAUGCCGAUCGCGAUGGAUGGACACCGCUUAGAUCAGCAUCCUGGGGUGGACAUACGGAAGUUGUACGGCUACUCAUCUCUCAUCCAGGAUGUGCCAUUGAUUGUGCCGAUAAAGAGGGCAGAACGGCCCUAAGAGCAGCUGCCUGGAGUGGGCAUGAGGAUAUUCUCAAGAUUCUCAUUGAAGCCGGUGCAAAUGUCAAUUCAGUGGACAAACAGGGACGUACAUCACUUAUUGCUGCUUCCUACAUGGGUCAGUAUGACAUUGUGGAGAUUCUCCUCGAGAAUGGAGCUGAUGUCAAUCAUCUCGAUUUGGAUGGAAGGAGUGCGCUCUGUGUUGCAGCUCUCUGUGGAAGUUCUGGGUACAAUCGAGUGAUUUCAACAUUAUUGGAGCAUGGAGCGCAUACAGAUCAGCUUGAUAAUGACGGAAUGUCUGCUCUUCUGGUCAGUUCGUUUGAAGGAAAUGCAGAAAUUUGUGAGUUAUUGCUUGAAAAUGGAGCUGAUCCCGAUUUAGCGGACUACAUGGGAAGAACGCCUCUGUGGGCUGCUUGUACAGCAGGUCAUGCUCCCGUUGUGCGUCUCCUUCUCUUCUGGGGAUGCAGCAUUGAUUGCAUGGACUCUGAAGGACGUACAGUCCUGAGUAUUGCAGCGGCUCAGGGGAAUUUGGAGUCAGUGCGGCAAUUGCUCGAUCGAGGACUCGAUGAGACUCACAGAGACAAUGCGGGGUGGACGCCACUUCAUUAUGCAGCAUUUGAGGGUUAUGCCGAUAUCUGUGUUCAGCUUCUUGAGUCCGGGGCAAAGAUCGAUGAAUGCGACAAUGAGGGUAAGACGGCUCUUCAUCUAGCCGCUCAGGAAGGGCACAAUAGCGUGGUAGAGGCUCUCUUGGAGAUUCAUUCUGCGUGUGUGGAUCAGAGGGCACACGAUGGGAAGACUGCCUUCAGGCUAGCCUGUCUUGAAGGGCAUUUUGAGUGCAUCCAGACGCUACUAAAGUAUGGAGCCGAUGUCAAUUCCAGAGAUGCGGAUUCCCGUACAACGUUGUACAUUCUUGCGCUGGAGAAUAAGGUGAAGAUUGUGAAAUUCCUUCUGGAGUAUGCCAAUUUGGAUGUGAAUUGUGCUGACAGUGAGGGACGUGCAGCUCUGCACGUGGCUUCGUGGCAGGGGCAUGCUGAAAUGGUGAGACUCCUCAUUACAGCGGGGGGAGCUGAUGUGAAUGCCAUGGAUUUGGAGUGUAGAACUCCUCUCCAUUCGUGUGCCUGGCAGGGAAAUCACGAAGUUAUGGAUAUUCUCCUUUGCUACGGUGCCGUACCCGAUCAUGCGUGCAAACAAGGUGCCACGGCAUUGGGAAUAAGUGCUCAAGAGGGUCAUGAGCAGUGUGUGGCGAUUCUCCUGCAAUUCGGGGCGAAUCCCUACAAGUCUGAUCAUUGUGGUCGAACACCAAUUAAACUUGCGGCUAAGUCAAAUAGAAAUAAUGUCUUGAGGAUACUGGAAACUUUUGCCAAGAGCAGCAGUGAGCAUCCGUUGGUGAUUAAAUCCCCAGAUAGGCACGAUAAGCCACCCAUUGGGAGCAAUCCAUCGCCCAAUUCAUCCAAUUUAAUGGUACCCAAUGUGGCCAGUGCCACGGGGUCGACGCAGAGUAGUAAUUUCUAUGAGAACACAAUGCAUUCUGACCACAGUAGUCUGCAGAAGAGGAAGAGUGUUAUUUCAAGUCAUUCAACUGGGAGCAGCAAUGAGGUUCCAAUCUCCUUUACCCAACAACUUCAGAAGCACUCAAGGCAUCAUGGAUCAAGGAGCACCCAAUCGAGUCACGGAGGAGCAAUUGUGGUCACAAAUAAUGGAAAAUUCACCAAGAAUCCCAUGAAACACGCUCAGGUUCUACCAAACGUACAGGAAUAUCAUCAAACUAAUAUUGUAAACGAAGCUGAUUUAUUUGAUUUGGGAUGCAUGUCACCCCUUUAUGCUACACCACCGCAUUCACCUAGCAGCGAUAUCAGCUCUCCGGGUCAGCACAUGCCACCGCAUCAUUUUGAGGAGAUUGGUGGCAUUGCCGGGGGAACAACGAAUAUGUCAUCCAAUUCGACAGACCAACAUUUUGCCAGGGAUACGCAUAUGCGAAUAAUUUUGGGAAACAACAAGGAUUCCAAUGCUCCAUCGAAAUCCUCCAAGAGGAGCGGAAUAGCGACAAAUCCAGCAGUUCGAAUGAUUCGAAGUCGCUUCGAUUCAGCAGCAAAUCUAAUUCGACGCACAAAUAAUAUCCUCUCCUCGAACAGCAAUCAAGGAUCAUCGAGUAUUGGUGUGAAAUCGGGGACUUUUCAGUGGCGCAAAGAGAGCCAAAUGUAGACAGGACUUUGCAUUUUUCUUUCUUUUUUUUGGAAUUUUUUAUAUUUUUGUUUUAACAUACUGGCCAAGCCGAGCAAAGACAAAGAAAAACCCCUCGCUAUGAGGCCUAACUUUCUGUAAUGAACUCUGAGGACUUUUUAUUUAAAAUAAUUUUCAUAUUUUUUUUUAGAGAUUUUCCUUUUUUAUCGCAGAACAAUCUCCAUUUUGGAGGGCACAGAACAAUUUUAAUAUUAGAACAAAAACGAGCAAUUUUAAACAAAGGCUAAAAGAAAAUAUUUUCAUGUUUUAUUUUUUUCCCCGAACAUGAAAAUUAUUUUUAAGAUGACAUUAUUAAUGAAAUAGACAAGUAUAUAAAAUAUAUAAACUGAUUAGAUAAGAAAAAAACAAAACAUAUUAGGACGUAAAUGGUAGGUUUAGUGUGAGAGAGAAGGGAGAAAGUUUUUAAAAAAAAAAACGAGGUGAAAUUUAUUUAUAUUCUAUUUAUUUACUUUUAUUAUUUUAUAAAUGAUUUUUUUUUAUAUAAAAGAAUUAUAAAAAGAACCCCCUUUAAAUUCUAGUCGUGAUCGACAGUGUAUCAGAGCUGUUUGAUUCAUUUUUUUCUUUAUUAUUUCUUUCAUAUUUUUUUUUUAAAGAAAGAAUGAUUUUUUUUAAAUCACUGAGAUAGGAGUUUUUUUUUAAUUAAUAAAAUCAUAAAUUGAAAACUAAUCUAAACAUCUACUCAACUUCCCAUGGAGAUGAUAUAGAAUUUUCUCUUUCAACUCAAGCAAUGACGUAAAAAUAUAUUUACAUUUAUUGUAACAUUUAGAAAAUAAUUUUUAAUGCCAAUAGAUUUUCAAGAGAUAUUUCUUCAGACAACAAUAAAAAAAUUAAGAAUUUAAAAAUUAUAGAUUUCUCAAAAAGAAACAUUUAAGACAUGUUUAAGAUCUCAAUUUGCUGAAACAUUAGAUUUUUGUCUUUUACAUACAAAUAAAAUCCAGUCAUAAAGGAGCCUAUUCAAUUGUGUUCGUGUCAUGAUCUCUUUUUUGGGGAAACGCAGAAGAAACAUAAUCUUGAUACAGAAACCACCAAAUAGAUUUAUUUUCCACUGGAAUUACAAGCUAAGAGGCAACGAGUUGAUAAAAAAAUGCAAAAAUGACGUCAAUAUUGGGUUUCAUAGUUCUUUAAAUGCAUGAAACAUUCGCACUGAUGUUUCGUUAGUGAAUAUUGAAAGUUUUUUUGAACUUUUUUUCUCUCAAAAUGUUUUUUGAGAUCUCUACAUCCCAAAUAAUAGUCUAAAUGUAAAUGUUUCAAAGAUAACUUAUCAAAAAUGAUCGAUGAAACAUUAGGGAGUAUGUUUCACAUGUUUAUAGACAAGAAAUACAACAAAUACGUCAUUAUUUGAUAUUUGGAUAAAUCUUUGCUGGUUUAACGGCUAAUCUGAGUGGAAAAGUUUCUUUAUCGAUCCCUUAAAUAAGAGAUUUUCCCAUAGAGAAACGAAUAAACUCCUUUUCACACAACUUUAUGAAUUCUUUGUAGAAAAAGGAAAUAUUUAACGAGAGUUUUAGGCCAAGCUGAGUUUACAAUUAGAUUGAUUUACAUUAUGAGAAAGACAAAAAAACAUUUCACGUAAUGUAAAUAAUAUUGGUUUGAGACUUGUUAUACCAGCGCCUUUAUUACACACAACAAAAGAAGAAAAACGGAAAUAAAAAAAAGAAUGAUAGAAAUCUAUGAAUAUAUUUGACUCACAAAGAAAUUAUAUUAUAUUAAAAAUGAAAAGAGUAUACAGAAAAUGCAAAUUUAUGACACUAACAAGAGUAGGAAAUAAUGGAAAUAAUAAAGGAAGAGAAAAAUAA
Lutzomyia longipalpis is the source of this 8202-nucleotide messenger RNA. Its product is annotated as ankyrin repeat domain-containing protein 50. Lineage: Eukaryota; Metazoa; Arthropoda; Insecta; Diptera; Psychodidae. Gene Ontology annotation, molecular function: protein binding. The transcript has 8 exons. Bases 479 to 6370 code for a protein of 1963 amino acids. The record is from RefSeq and is a predicted model, not a curated record.